AUGUUACAAGCUGUUUACAGUCAAACUGUCAAAAAUUUCGAUGGUGUCGUUCAUUUUGUUGAAAGACAGGCAAUAAACGAAAAAAAUUGGUUGUAUUAUAUCCCUGUAGCUGAAAAUUUUCAAGAAAAAUUGAAAAAAUUUGUUGAUGAGGGGCUCGAUUCAAAUGGACCGUCUUCGAAGCCAUAUCGUGAAAUAUCAAAUUCAACUCGUGAACUUAGAUUAGAACAGGAUGCAACUGGUAAUGUUAUUGUACGUGUUGUUAUUCAGCCGCCAAAACCAAGAGCAGGUCAGAAGUCGGCAGUACAACUACCACGUGAUCGUCUGCUUCUGAAUCGUCAUCAGACAAUUCAUUUAAUUAUUAAAAAAGCAAUUCAAUAUCGUAUUGACCAUAAUGGCUCAUCAGUGUCUAUCAAUCAAAUGCAAAAAGAGCUGAAACGAACUUAUUUUAUUAGCACUGAAACAAUUGCAUAUGUAUUAUCUCAGAUAAACUCACCAGAACAAGAUUUAUUUACAAUUGAAGCUAAUCCUCCUCUUCUAUCAACACAACAACAACAAACAGACAUAAAUAAAAAAAAUAAUAAAAACGAUGAUUCAGGAGAUAAGAAUGGUGUCGAUCGUUUAAUCAAGUAUACUGGUUACGGGAAUGCAGCUGGUUGGCUGUAUGAUUUUGGUUGA
This is a messenger RNA of Didymodactylos carnosus, 675 nucleotides long. The record is from the annotation of a GenBank genome assembly. Lineage: Eukaryota; Metazoa; Rotifera; Eurotatoria; Philodinida; Philodinidae.